CUCCCCUCAGACGGGGCGAGGGCGGCGAUGGCGCGUCCGGCGGAGGCGGCUGCGGGCGCCGCUCCGGCCCCUCCGGCCCCUCGGUGCCCUGGCCGCGGCCGCGGCUGUGAGUAGGGCCCGCACAGACAUGAGUUUUCUCUGUAAACAUGGCCUCAGCAGAGCACAGAGAACUUGAAAUAGAAACUCUCAUCAAGUUCUGAGCCAUCGUUUUAACGUCCGUACAUAAUACCCUGUGAAAGGAAUUCUCGUAUUUGUCUGACCCUAUGAAUAAAUGGUUCUACUGGAGAUAUUUUCAACCUCCUCAUCUUUUUGAGGCAUCUAUUAACAAGCUCAAAGUGACAGAACCAUGGCUCAGUUUCCAACACCUUUUGGGGGCAACCUGGAUAUCUGGGCCAUUACUGUGGAGGAGAGAGCAAAGCAUGAUCAACAGUUCCAUAGUCUGAAACCAACUGCUGGAUUUAUCACUGGUGAUCAAGCCAGGAACUUCUUUUUCCAAUCUGGGUUACCUCAGCCAGUGCUAGCACAGAUAUGGGCUCUAGCUGACAUGAACAAUGAUGGCAGGAUGGAUCCCUUGGAGUUUUCCAUAGCUAUGAAGCUCAUCAAGCUGAAGCUGCAGGGGUACCAGCUCCCGGCCGCGCUGCCACCCGUCAUGAAGCAGCCGCCCCUCGCCCUGCCCGGUGCCCCAGGAUUCGGUCUCGGGGGCAUUGCCAACAUGCCAUCCCUCAGCAGCGUGGCCCCGGUGCCCAUGGCAUCCAUCCCGGUGGUGGGGAUGUCCCCCCCGCUGGUGUCCUCUGUCCCCGCCGCCGUCCCUCCCCUGGCUAACGGAGCUCCUGCUGUCAUCCAGCCCCUGCCUGCUUUCGCUCACGCCGCCACUUUGCCAAAGAGUUCUUCCUUCAGCCGCUCGGGGCCGGGAGCUCAGCUCAAUGCCAAGCUGCAAAAGGCACAAUCCUUCGACGUGGCCAGCUCCCCUGCCGUGGCAGAGUGGGCUGUGCCUCAGUCCUCGCGCCUCAAGUACCGGCAGCUCUUCAACAGCCACGACAAAACCAUGAGUGGGCACCUGACAGGUCCCCAAGCAAGAACGAUUCUCAUGCAGUCCAGUUUACCCCAGGCUCAGCUGGCUACAAUAUGGAAUCUCUCUGACAUUGAUCAAGAUGGGAAGCUGACAGCUGAGGAGUUUAUCCUGGCUAUGCACCUCAUUGAUGUGGCCAUGUCUGGCCAGCCACUGCCUCCUGCCCUGCCCCCAGAGUACAUCCCCCCUUCAUUCAGAAGAGUCCGCUCUGGCAGUGGCAUUUCUGCUGCCAGCUCAGUGUCUGUAGACCAAAGGUUACCAGAAGAACCAGCACUGGAGGAGGAGCAGCAGCAACUGGAAAAGAAAUUACCAGUGACGUUUGAGGACAAGAAGAGGGAGAACUUUGAGCGGGGUAACCUGGAGCUGGAGAAGCGGCGGCAGGCCCUGCUGGAGCAGCAGCGCAAGGAGCAGGAGAGGCUGGCGCAGCUCGAGAGGGCCGAGCAGGAGAGGAAGGAGCGCGAGCGGCAGGAGCAGGAGCGCAAGCGGCAGCUGGAGCUGGAGAAGCAGCUGGAGAAGCAGCGCGAGCUGGAGCGGCAGCGCGAGGAGGAGAGGAGGAAGGAGAUCGAGAGGAGAGAGGCGGCCAAGCGCGAGCUGGAGAGGCAGAGGCAGCUGGAGUGGGAGCGCAACCGGCGGCAGGAGCUGCUGAACCAGAGGAACAAGGAGCAGGAGGACAUCGUGGUGCUCAAGGCCAAGAAGAAAACCCUGGAGUUCGAGCUGGAAGCUCUGAAUGAUAAAAGGAACCAGUUGGAGGGGAAGCUUCAGGAUAUCAGGUGUCGGCUGUCGACCCAAAGACAAGAAAUUGAAAGUACAAAUAAAUCCCGAGAACUCAGAAUUGCAGAAAUCACCCAUUUGCAGCAGCAGCUACAGGAGUCCCAGCAGAUGCUGGGCAGGCUGAUUCCAGAGAAGCAGCUGCUCAAUGACCAGCUCAAGCAGGUGCAGCAGAACAGUUUGCACAGGGAUUCCCUGCUCACCAUCAAAAGAGCCUUGGAGGCCAAGGAACUGGCGCGGCAGCAGCUCCGCGAGCAGCUGGAUGAGGUGGAGAAGGAAACCAGAUCCAAACUGCAGGAAAUUGAUAUUUUCAAUAAUCAGCUGAAGGAGCUGAGAGAAAUCCAUAACAAACAGCAGCUCCAGAAGCAGAAGAGCUUGGAAGCUGAGAAGUUGAAACAGAAGGAGCAGGAAAGGAAGAUAGUGGAGCUGGAAAAGCAAAAAGAAGCUCAGAGGCGGAUCCAGGAGCGGGACAAACCGCGGGGACAGCCGGAGGAGGAGCCACAGUGGCAAAAAAAACCCCAGGAGGAUGACAAGCAAAAAAGGGAAGAAGUACCCAAGAAGAAGGACAGUGAGGAUAAGGGGAAGCAGGAGAUGCAGGAGAAGCUGGGCAAACUCUUCCAGCCCCACCAGGAGCCCCACAAGCCCGGCCAGGCCCCGUGGUCCAACGCAGAGAAAGCUCCUCUAACCAUUUCUGCUCAGGAGGAUGUAAAAAUAGUGUAUUAUAGAGCUCUGUAUCCUUUUGAAUCCAGAAGCCACGACGAGAUCACCAUCCAGCCUGGAGACAUUGUCAUGGUGGAUGAAAGCCAGACUGGAGAGCCAGGGUGGCUUGGUGGAGAACUGAAGGGGAAGACUGGAUGGUUCCCUGCAAACUAUGCAGAGAAGAUCCCAGACAGUGAAGUUCCAGCCUCUGCCAAGCCCGUGGCCGAGCCCUCUGCUGCUCCCAAAGUGUCUGUGCAGGAAAGCUCCACGUCCCUGGGAGCCCCUGCCCCUGCAGAGGCUCCUGCAGCAGCCAACAACUGGGCAGACUUCAGCUCCACCUGGCCAGCGAACAGCAGUGAGAAGGCAGAGAGCGAUAACUGGGAGGCGUGGGCAGCGCAGCCCUCGCUGACCGUGCCCAGCGCGGGGCAGCUGCGGCAGCGCUCGGCCUUCACCCCGGCCACCGUCAGCGGCUCCUCGCCGUCCCCCGUGCUGGGCCAGGGUGAGAAGGUGGAGGGCCUUCAGGCGCAGGCCCUGUACCCCUGGAGAGCAAAGAAGGACAACCACCUGAACUUCAACAAGAACGACGUGAUCACCGUGCUGGAGCAGCAGGACAUGUGGUGGUUUGGGGAGGUGCAGGGCCACAAGGGCUGGUUCCCCAAAUCCUAUGUCAAGCUCAUCUCAGGCCCCAUCAGGAAAUCCACAAGCAUGGAUUCUGGUUCCUCAGAAAGUCCUGCUAGUCUGAAAAGAGUAGCAUCCCCAGCAGCCAAGGCAGCAGGGGCAGGGGAAGAGUACAUUGCCAUGUACACCUACGAGAGCUCGGAGCAGGGGGACCUCACUUUCCAACAAGGUGACCUGAUCCUGGUGACAAAGAAAGAUGGUGACUGGUGGACGGGCACGCUGGGUGAUAAAUCAGGAGUUUUCCCAUCUAAUUAUGUGAGACUCAAAGAUUCUGAGGCUCCAGGAGCAGCUGGGAAAACAGGAAGCUUAGGGAAGAAACCUGAAAUUGCCCAAGUUAUUGCCUCUUACACAGCCACAGGCCCAGAACAGCUGACUCUUGCUCCUGGCCAGCUGAUCCUCAUCAGAAAGAAGAAUCCAGGUGGUUGGUGGGAAGGAGAGCUCCAAGCCCGUGGCAAGAAGCGCCAGAUCGGUUGGUUCCCGGCCAACUACGUCAAACUGCUGAGCCCUGGCACCAGCAAGAGCACCCCCACGGAGCUGCCCAGGCCUGCAGCACCCUCAGUGUGCCAGGUGAUCGGCAUGUACGACUACAGCGCGCAGAACGACGACGAGCUGGCCUUCAGCAAGGGCCAGAUCAUCACCGUGCUCAGCAGGGAGGACCCCGACUGGUGGAAGGGGGAGGUCAACGGCCACGUGGGGCUCUUCCCGUCCAACUACGUGAAGCUGACCACGGACACGGACCCCAGCCAGCAGUGGUGUGCAGACCUGCACCUGCUGGACAUGCUGACCCCCACCGAGAGGAAGAGGCAGGGCUACAUCCACGAGCUCAUCGUCACCGAGGAGAACUACGUGAACGACCUGCAGCUGGUGACAGAGAUCUUCCAGAAACCACUGAUGGAGUCUGAGCUGGUCACAGAAAAAGAAGUUGCCAUGAUUUUUGUGAAUUGGAAGGAGCUGAUUAUGUGCAAUAUAAAACUACUGAAGGCCCUGCGCGUGAGGAAGAAGAUGUCGGGGGAGAAGAUGCCGGUGAAGAUGAUCGGGGACAUCCUGACGGCGCAGCUGCCGCACAUGCAGCCCUACAUCCGCUUCUGCAGCUGCCAGCUCAACGGCGCCGCCCUCAUCCAGCAGAAAACCGACGAGGUGCCCGACUUCAAGGAGUUUGUCAAGAGGUUAGCAAUGGAUCCUCGCUGUAAAGGAAUGCCACUGUCAAGUUUUCUACUGAAGCCUAUGCAACGGGUAACCAGAUACCCACUAAUCAUCAAAAAUAUCAUCGAGAACACCCCCGAGAACCACCCUGACCACAGCCACCUGAAGCAGGCGCUGGAGAAGGCGGAGGAGCUGUGCUCGCAGGUGAACGAGGGCGUGCGCGAGAAGGAGAACUCGGACAGGCUGGAGUGGAUCCAGGCCCACGUGCAGUGCGAGGGCCUCUCCGAGCAACUCGUUUUUAAUUCAGUUACAAACUGCUUGGGACCACGCAAGUUCCUGCACAGUGGGAAGCUCUAUAAAGCCAAGAGUAACAAGGAGCUCUAUGGUUUUCUCUUCAACGACUUCCUCCUCCUCACUCAGAUCAUAAAACCUCUUGGCUCUUCUGGCACAGACAAGGUCUUCAGCCCCAAGUCCAACCUGCAGUACAAAAUGUACAAAACUCCCAUUUUCCUCAACGAGGUACUGGUAAAAUUACCCACAGACCCUUCUGGAGAUGAGCCCAUCUUCCACAUCUCCCACAUUGACAGAGUCUACACACUGCGGGCUGAAAGCAUUAAUGAAAGGACUGCCUGGGUUCAGAAGAUCAAAGCUGCUUCAGAACUUUACAUAGAGACUGAAAAGAAGAAGAGGGAAAAGGCCUACUUAGUUCGCUCUCAGAGGGCAACAGGCAUCGGGAGGCUGAUGGUGAAUGUUGUGGAAGGCAUUGAGCUGAAACCCUGCAGGUCCCACGGAAAGAGCAACCCCUACUGCGAGGUGACCAUGGGCUCCCAGUGCCACAUCACCAAGACCAUCCAGGACACCCUCAAUCCCAAGUGGAAUUCCAACUGCCAGUUCUUCAUCAAGGACCUGGAGCAGGACGUGCUGUGCAUCACGGUGUUCGAGCGGGACCAGUUCUCCCCGGAUGACUUUUUGGGCAGGACAGAGAUCCGUGUGGCAGACAUCAAGAAGGAUCAGGGUUCCAAGGGGCCAGUUACAAAGUGUCUCCUUCUGCACGAAGUCCCCACAGGAGAGAUCGUGGUGCGCCUGGACCUGCAGCUGUUCGAUGAGCCUUAGGAGAGAGGGGCCAAAGUCAGAGCUGAGCCAGAGGUCGCUGCAGGAGGUGUCUGCAGAAGCUGUCACCGAGUCCUUGCUGGUGUGGCAUGAAACUACUGCUCGCCCUUCACACGUCAGAGGGUUAUCAAAGCAAACAGGAGCAGCUUUGUGCCUUGAUAAUUCUCACUGAACACACGAAUCCCAAUUUAGUGAGGAGAUCUCCCUCAAUCUCCCUGUGUGGAACUUGGCGUUGGUUUCCUGGGCUGGUGAAACAACCCUGUUGUUCCUUGUGCUGCAGUGGGGAUAGCUGGCAAAACACAUGGGUGGCUGUGCUUGCUCCAGCUGCCCUGCUCUUUGAUUCCCGUGGAGGAGGCAGUGUGGGUGUGUUUUGGAGGCUUUCUGAGGGUUUUCCCCUUCAGGAGUUCUGUGCCUAUUGCCUAGCAGAGUGGUGUGUAAAUGUGAGUGAAUGGAAGCAGCAGUUUGCAGCAGGAAGAUCUCUGAAGGUCUUCAUGAUGGUACUGAAAAGACUUAGAAAAUAAAUAGUCUAUAUCUAUAAACAGAGAAGAUUCUAUUAACAUACCACUUCAUGACUCGUGUUGCCCCUGAAAAUAAAAGCUGUCCAGGCGGUCUGCACAAGGAUGAAUUGCACUCCAGAAGAGUCCAGCCCUGGGUCCCUGUGGGAGUUGCUGUUGUGCCCAGGGCUGCAGUGCUGGGGCAGGAAGCCAAGGGUGAGGCACAGAGCCCUGCUGGUGUCGUGUGUCCCUCCCGGGUGCUCCUUCAGUGCUGCUGCUCCAGGCCGAGCCUCCCCUGCAGUGGGGGAGGAGAAACAAUCGUGGCUGCAGCUCAGGAAGGGACGGCCCAGCCUGCAGGGCCUGGUGUGCCCAGCACUGGGUGGUGCCCGGGCACGGAGCUGAGCUGAGCUCUCCUGUGUGCAGCCAGGGCACGGGGGCUCAGGGCAUCCCACGGGGCAGCUGCUGGGUGCCACCAGAGAGCUCGUGGUGCUCUGCAGAGUGGGGACCCCAAAGCCAUCCGGGGAAUGCAGGGCUCUCCAUCCCUUUCACUCCAUGGAUAACAACGUCCAGGCCCACGUCCCUGUUUGGCAGAGCUCCCGGGCACAACGUCUGCUUUCCCUCAGGCACACGUGUGAGUGCCCUGCUGAGCCUGGACUCGGGGAACAAAACAUCCCUGAGAGUCAAAUUCCUCUUUGUUCUGCUUGGAUUCCUUUUGUUCAUGCCCUGCCACGCAUCCACUGGUAUUUUUGUAAGGACUUCAUUCCGGAUGGGAGGUGCCAGCCCGUGUCAUUCGCAUGUGAACGUUCUGUGGAGCUGUUGUUAGGUUUUGGUGUUCCUUGCAUGUCCUUUCAGUACUGGUUCCCACCUCUCCUGUGUCGGCGGUGUUCUCUAGCACUCCAAGUCUUAUUGGUUUCCAUUAGGAAAUUAGGAUAUAUCCAUAACAGGUAGGUAGGUCAGUAUGGUAAUAAGUGUAAACUGUGCUGGGAAGUGUCUGUGUAUUAUAAUUUCCUAAAAGACCACUGUAAUGUUUCAAGCAAUGGGAAGGAAAAAAAUGUAUGUUGGAGGGACAACAAAGUUUACAUUUCAUACUUUUCAGAAUCGCUUUAUUAUUUAUUUAUUGAAGAUAGUGUAGAAUUUUGUAUCAGAAAUGACAGACAUACUUAUGUAUUUUUUGAAACAAAACAGAGAUACACACUUUAGUUAGAAACUUUCAACUGACCACAUUUUAGAGGGAGUGUGACUUCCUAGGCAUGCAUUUGUUUACCACUAACUGGCUGAAAACACGAUUAAGAGAACUUUAAGUUUCUAUUUUUCAAUGUUGUUAAGAAAAUUGUUUCAAUUAAAAUAUGUAAAUAGUACUAAACCCAUGCUUUCCUAAUUCCAUAUCAAUACAUUUUAUUAAAUAUAAUGUAUAUGAAAAUACACAUUGUUGUGGUAGGAUAAAAAAAAGUGAUAAAAUCUAUUACUGGAGUACCAUUAAAUGUCAUUGUCUAACCUUU
Molecule: messenger RNA, 7460 nt
Organism: Zonotrichia leucophrys gambelii
Lineage: Eukaryota; Metazoa; Chordata; Aves; Passeriformes; Passerellidae
Gene: ITSN1
Product: intersectin 1
Exons: 40
Coding region: 347-5470 (1707 amino acids)
Biological process (GO): positive regulation of Rho protein signal transduction; endosomal transport; intracellular signal transduction
Cellular component (GO): cytoplasm; intracellular vesicle; plasma membrane
Molecular function (GO): protein binding; guanyl-nucleotide exchange factor activity; calcium ion binding
Source: RefSeq, a predicted model, not a curated record